GAGAAAACAAGAGGAAGUGGUCCCCACCUUAAUCAUAGUUAGAAAAUCUAUGGUUAACCAAACCUCUGAUCCGGGUUAGAUCCUCUCUCAGAAUUAGCUCCUCAGAUCUGUCUCCCCAAAAAGGAGAUUAGGGUUUCAAAAAUCUCCUAAAUCGGUCAAAUAUCUCUUCGUUUUUUCGUAUUCUAGCUUUCGUCAAACCAACGAAUUCUUCAAAAAAUUUUUUGCUGUUUGAAUUUUUUUUUCUUUAGAGAUUGAAUUGAAAAAUAGGGAAAGAAAAAAUGGAGACGCAGAGGAUAAUUGAGUUUCCUCACAAGAAUAUGGAUAAACGGCCCAGGAAAAGGCCCAGGUUAACGUGGGAUAUGCCCCCUCCUCUUCCUCCUCCUAAGGUUCUUCCGGCAAUAUAUUGCGGUCAGGAAUUCGGGAAUGGAGGGAUUUCUAACUUUUCAUAUCCUAAUAAUAUGUUUUACAGGGGAAUUCCUCGCAGUUGCUCUCCUCCUUGGAGACCUGAUGAUAAAGAUGGCCAUUAUGUUUUUGCCGUUGGAGAAAACCUAACUCCUCGAUACAGGAUUCUCAGUAAAAUGGGUGAAGGAACAUUUGGCCAAGUCCUAGAAUGUUUUGACAAUGAAAAGCAAGAAGUUGUGGCCAUAAAAAUUGUUCGCUCCAUAAACAAGUAUCGUGAAGCUGCCAUGAUUGAAAUUGACGUCCUUCAGAGACUUGCUAGGCAUGAUGUUGGUGGUGCUCGUUGUGUGCAAAUACGGAAUUGGUUUGACUAUCGUAAUCAUAUUUGUAUUGUAUUUGAGAGGCUUGGACCUAGCUUAUACGAUUUUCUUCGCAAAAACAGCUACCGUUCAUUUCCCAUUGAUCUUGUUCGGGAGCUUGGCAGACAAAUUUUGGAGUCUGUAGCAUGUGUGUGGAUAAUUCUUGCACUGUUUUUAAUAUUUAUGCAUGAUUUGCGGUUAAUUCACACUGAUUUGAAGCCAGAAAACAUUCUCCUUGUUUCCUCUGAAUAUAUCAAGGUGCCAGAUUAUAAGUUUUUGUCACGGUCUACAAAAGAUGGUUCCUAUUUUAAGAAUCUGCCAAAGUCAAGUGCAAUAAAGCUGAUUGAUUUUGGGAGUACAACAUUUGAACACCAGGAUCACAGCUAUGUGGUGUCAACUCGGCAUUAUCGUGCACCAGAAGUCAUACUUGGUCUUGGAUGGAACUAUCCUUGUGACUUGUGGAGUGUGGGUUGCAUACUGGUUGAACUUUGCUCUGGUGAGGCACUUUUCCAAACUCAUGAAAACUUAGAGCAUCUUGCCAUGAUGGAGAGGGUUUUAGGGCCAUUACCGCAACAUAUGGUGCUCAGAGCUGACCGCCGUGCUGAGAAAUAUUUUCAGAGGGGCACACGUCUCGAUUGGCCCGAUGGUGCAACUUCUAAAGAAAGCCUGAGGGCAGUUUGGAAAUUGCCCCGGCUGCCGAACUUAAUAAUGCAGCAUGUGGAUCAUUCUGCUGGCGAUUUGAUUGAUCUUUUGCAAGGACUACUACGUUAUGAUCCAGCUGAGAGACUUAAAGCUAGAGAAGCACUGAGACAUCCAUUUUUUACAAGAGAUCAUAGAAGGUUCGGCUACUCCUUGUAAUUGGAGAUUGGGAUCUUUGUUAAUAACCGUGCUUGAGCAACCUUGCAUGGUGAGGCAUUUGUUGACUGGCAUUUUUUCUCUUUAAAGAUAUAUUUGCAGGAUCAUAUAUAUGUAUAGUGUAUACUCAUUUCUUUUCUUGAACAUGCAAUUAGCAUCUUUUUGUUUGUUUCCGGUUUCCUUUGUUUCUCAGAAUGUUUAUUAAAUGGUGUUCCUCUUUGAAUUGUAUCCACCUGAUAAUUUUCCGGUUUGCGGUCUGAUAUUCAAGAAGAGCAGUAGAAAAGUUGUAUUAAAAAUUUUAUCGAUGCUUCUACAUCUUAUUCUUGCAAAUUCUCUUCCUCUCCCCAUCCGGGAGAGACACUUUGAUUCCUUAUCUCUCUGUAUAGGAUUAUCUCACUAAAUUCUAAACUAUCUAAUCAUAAACUUGUGGUGUAACCCACUAGUUGGGUUGCUCUGUACUCGAGAGAUGAACUAAUUAAGUACAGCUGAACAAUGCUAUGAAUCUUGAAUUCUUAUGAUCAACUUUAUACCCAUCUACCAAUUGUUUGCUUACGGCCCUGUUUGGAUUCGGCUGCACAUCUGCUGCUGCGGUGGAAUUCAGCUCUUUUUUGGGUUAAUUGUAUUGUGGGGUACAGCUAAAUAGUGCAAUUGCUCCCGGUUAUUCUCAGGUGGAGACGGGUUUAAAGAACAACUGGAUCUUAAGACGAAAAAAUAAAAAAUUUCUCACCAAUACUAUAUACAAUAUUUAAUUUUACCAUCAUUAUGACUUUCAAACAGCAAAACUUUAUCUAUCAACCUACUAUUUAAUUUCAUCUAAUUUUACCGAAUCUAGUCUUGCCGUCUACCAAAUAAACCU
Molecule: messenger RNA, 2469 nt
Organism: Durio zibethinus
Lineage: Eukaryota; Viridiplantae; Streptophyta; Magnoliopsida; Malvales; Malvaceae
Product: serine/threonine-protein kinase AFC1-like
Biological process (GO): protein phosphorylation
Cellular component (GO): nucleus
Molecular function (GO): protein serine/threonine kinase activity; ATP binding
Source: RefSeq, a predicted model, not a curated record